CCUGUUAUCAAUAGAUUAAUAAGUAUUUAUGACUUGCAAGAAAAAGUAAUGAUGAAUUUGCAGUGUGAUGGUCUCAGACAAUGUUUACAUUUUUCUGCUAUUUUUCCAGAUUGAACUGAAAUAAAAAAAAUGCUUGCCAAUAAGAAGCAUAGCGUAAUGUUUAUUUACUUGUACUGUGGAGAAAAACAAGAAAGUGCAGUGAAAUCACUGAAUAAGAUACUAUUGAUAUGCAAAGCGGUGUUGUUUCAAAUGACGCAUUUCAGAAUUAGCAGCACAGCCUUAGGUACCAAACGUCAUUUUGAAGAAUGCUUGAUCAUCAUCGAAAAGAUUAGAAUAUCGUUUACUGUUAAUGAGCUAAAAUCCCCAUGAACUUUCAUUUAUGUUUAGAAAUGUGCGGCUUACAAAUCAGUGCGUUUGUUUGCGGUUAAAGAGUUACAUAGGCUAAGUAGUCAUUGUGUUAUGAGUUCGACUGCAUGGAUCUGGGCACGAUGUUUGUAUUUAAAACAUACGUGUAUUUCUUUUAUUUGGUGUUAAAAUAGUUGGUUUCGUGUAUAUAGAAAACAACUGCAAAACACUGGAGAACAUAUAAACUUCAGUUAUCAAAUAUAGCCCACUCUGUAAGCUUAAUUCAACCAGUCUGAAGCUGACAUAAAAAAAACAUACUACUUUAAUAGAGGCAAUCUUUUUGGUGUCUUUUUGUCGAAGUCAUUUUGUAAGUGGAACUCUCAUUUUUGCAUGCUGUCAUCUGGGCAACAAACCGAAGAAAGAAUGAGUAACAAAGACGAGGGCAGUAGCAAGUGUUCAUCAGUCCCUAUCUCCAAUUUUACGAUCCAGUCAAUUCUCGGCGGUACUACUGAAGGUGGUCGAUCAGGUAGCAGAGAGAUUUCCAGGGGAGAGGUGCAAAGGAAGAGGACUCUGUCGGUGUCCUCCGAAGAAGAAUGCAGCACGGGAGAGGAAACGUGCUUCAAAGAGCGCGGCUAUGUAUGUUCGGAACCUGGACACAGCGACACAUGCAGCUCCCCACAGCAGCAGCCCAUAAACUUCGCUUGUAUCGGUGCCACCAAAGGAUUAACAGUUCGACAAGAUGGACUGGAAAGAAAGCACAUUCCGCCACAGCUGAUACAGGAUUAUAAAGAGGAGAAGGACAGAUCUUGUAGUCAAAUAUCGCCGAUUUUAGAGGACAGACCAAGAGAUCCAAACGACAAACAAAGCAGUUCUGCCAAGAAGAAAACACGCACUGUUUUCUCCCGGAGUCAGGUGUAUCAACUCGAGUCCACAUUUGACAUGAAGCGCUAUCUUAGCAGCUCAGAGAGGGCCUGCUUGGCCUCAAGUCUACAGUUAACAGAGACUCAAGUCAAAACGUGGUUUCAGAAUCGCAGAAACAAAUGGAAGAGACAGCUAUCUGCUGAACUAGAAGCAGCUAACAUGGCUCACGCUUCGGCUCAGACUUUAGUGGGGAUGCCACUCGUUUUCAGAGACAAUUCAUUAUUGAGAGUUCCAGUUCCCAGGUCUAUUGCGUUUCCUACCCCACUGUAUUAUCCGGGCAGUAAUCUCCCAGCACUGCCUCUAUACAAUCUCUACAAUAAAAUUGACUACUGACUUAAAGUAAAAAAAGAAACGAAAACAUAAAAUGUAUAUUUAUAUAUACCUGACAGCAUUGUGUGUAGAUUUUAUCUUUCUUAUAAUACAACUGUAAAUGUAAAACAAUAAAGCUACUUGCUUCUUUAGACAGUAUAUGAAAUAAUACACCAUGUGUAUAUUAACUAUUUGUAGCAUAUUAUUUAAAUGGUAAUUCCACGAAAGUUUUGUCAUAUCAGAUCAAAGCUAUUUUCUAUGAUAAUAUGAAAAAGAAAAAAAAGUAGAAAUUCCUCUGUUUGUAAAUUGUUUUACUUUGUUACAAUCAAUUCUGGAGCUGUUUUUAGAAAAUUCUUUUUGACAGGUACUGUACUUUAUUUUCCAUCAUAAUCAUAUCCACUGGCCUAGAUUAUGGCAAGACCUCCCAGUUUCUACAAGAUUGUAUUUAUACUGUUUUCAAAUAUAUCCCGUCAAUUAAAAGAGAAGGAAAGGAAA
Erpetoichthys calabaricus (reedfish) is the source of this 2070-nucleotide messenger RNA. RefSeq names its product H6 family homeobox 2 (gene hmx2). NCBI's taxonomy places the organism in Eukaryota, Metazoa, Chordata, Cladistia, Polypteriformes, Polypteridae. The transcript is spliced from 3 exons. The coding region runs from base 736 to 1599 and encodes 287 amino acids. The record is from RefSeq and is a predicted model, not a curated record. Gene Ontology annotation, biological process: regulation of transcription by RNA polymerase II. Gene Ontology annotation, molecular function: DNA-binding transcription factor activity, RNA polymerase II-specific; RNA polymerase II transcription regulatory region sequence-specific DNA binding. Gene Ontology annotation, cellular component: nucleus.